Molecule: messenger RNA, 2173 nt
Organism: Diaporthe batatas
Lineage: Eukaryota; Fungi; Ascomycota; Sordariomycetes; Diaporthales; Diaporthaceae
Exons: 2
Coding region: 885-1853 (322 amino acids)
Source: RefSeq, a predicted model, not a curated record
GGACAAUACCCUGGUUUUUCCAUCCAGUCCCCGUCCCAAUGAGGCUCCCACACCCCUCGGCCCGCCCACAAGCUGCCUAAGCCUGGGGGUCCUGAUUGGCUGGAUCUGACCUCACCUGCUCCUUCCGACGAAGUGGGUAGCGGCCUUCUGGACGACGACCCGUGGGUUGCGGCUGCCUUGGUGCCUUCUCGUGCUUCUUACAGGAGGAUUGACAAACGAAACGCCCACUACUCUCCGGUUUCUGGCCCCUACACCAUCGAGUACGGUACAACAGGCGGUAGUCCGGCAUCAGCUGCCAUCUGAUGGUCUGCAUCCCAGCCUGGCUGGGGGCCCCCCUGGCUAACCUGCGCGGUCCUGUACUACCCGUGGGGACUCCCAUGCCCCCCAUGCCUCCCAUGUAGCAUGUAGCAGCAGGAACACCACCAGCCCGGCCACGGCUACUUGGCCUUCCGUGCAGACGAGCAGCAGCCUCUUCGAACACAUCCGUGGCUUGGCAGUUCGUCUCCGGCAAUGUUUGAUCACUGCCAGUGACAGCAUGCCAUCGCAGAGCACAAGCACAUGGCCGUUUCGUCCUUCUUCUUAUUACCCCCUCCUCCUCCCUCCUCGUCCAGCUCGAUUCUUGUCCUUCCAUCCCUCAUCCGUGUGCAACUUGUUUCCACCUCGACGAACAGGAUUCAAAAACAAAGCACUGGUCUGCUUUCACCGUGAGAACAUCGAGCUCUCGCAUCCUUUCCUUCGCCUGCCUUCGUCACAGUCCUUACUAGACUCUCAUUAAUACAAACAACACGCACAACUUUAAUUCCAACGGCAGGCCGCUUCCAAACAUCUUCCAACUGCUCGCCGGUUCGAUCAAAAUCACAAUUAUAUAAUCAUCAACACCGAAAAUGGCUUCUGUAUCACUCAAGUCCGCCCUCGUGGCUACCCUGGCCGCCGUUGCCACCGCCUUCCCCGCCGCUCCCAGACUGUCGGAACGCCAGCUCAAGAUCCACCAGGCCAUGAGGCGCCAGGAGGCUGCUGCCGGUGCCGCGGGCAUCACAGAUCCCGAUAUCUUGCAAUUUGCCUUGACCCUUGAGUGGCUCGAGACCACCUUCUACCAGCAGGGUCUCCAACAGGUGCCCCAGCAGCAGUUCCUGGAUCUUGGCCUCACCCAGCAGCAGGUCGCGGAUCUUGCCCAGCAGGGCAAGGAGGAGGAGACCCACGUCCAGCUCCUCCAGGGCGCCCUCGCCCAGAAGGGCGUCCAGCCCGUCCAGCCCUGCCAGUACAACUUUGGCCAGUCCUUCUCGUCCGCCACUGCCAUGCUCCAGACUGCCGUCACCCUCGAGCAGGUCGGUGUCUCCGCCUACCUCGGCGCCGCCCCUCUGGUUCAGGACAAGAGCAUCCUGGGCACCGCCGCCUCCAUCUACUCGAUCGAGGCCCGCCACCAGACAUUCACCCGUGUCGCCACCAAGGCUGCUGCCUCGCCCAACUCGUUCGAUACUCCCCUGUCGCCGAAGCAGGUCUUCUCCCUGGCAGCCCCCUUCAUCGCCAGCUGCCCCCAGGGCAGCAACCUCCAGCUGACCGCCUUCCCCAACAUCACCAUGACCAACCCCGAGGUCAUGAGCCAGAUCGCCCUCGCCAGCCCCCAGCAGCUGCAGCUCCAGAGCGAAGGCUCCACCGGCGCCGCCGCCUGUGCCUUCUCCUCCGGCGACCUGCCCACCGGCACCAUGUUCACCCAGUUCGCCAACGGUGCCUGCGCCACCCCCCAGGGCUUGUCUGGUGUUGUCUACCUCAACCUCGUCAACUCGAUGCCAAUGACCGCCAAGAUCUCCGACGACAUCAUCACCGCCGGCCCCAUGGUCAUGGUCCUGUCCUAGAUACAGCAGUGACACAUGAUCACGGAGCUGAGCUCCCUUUCUCUCUUUUUUUCUUUUUUCGCCAGGGAGAUGGUGUUGACAGGAGACCGACGAGCAUGGACGAUAGAGGACGGACAGACACACCCCAGCCCCCACGUUUUAUUUCUAUUCGUUUCUCAUUAUUGGGCGGACAAUUUCUUAUACAACAGAUGUCCACCUCUCUAAUAUCCCGCCUAUCCAUGUGUUCACACAAUCUCUUUGAGUGGAUGCUAGCUUGGCAGGUAGCCUGUUUAUACCAUUAUAUAUAUAUUCCCCUGGGGUUUGGGGUUCUGUCCUCGUCC